Molecule: messenger RNA, 2760 nt
Organism: Carassius carassius (crucian carp)
Lineage: Eukaryota; Metazoa; Chordata; Actinopteri; Cypriniformes; Cyprinidae
Product: ataxin-7-like protein 1
Exons: 12
Coding region: 392-2308 (638 amino acids)
Source: RefSeq, a predicted model, not a curated record
CACUGGCCGAACUGUGUCGAAGGUGGCGUCAUAUGUUUCGCUCGCUCGCUCGUUCGCUCUUCUCUCUCGCUGUCUGUGAAGGAAGAAGGAAGAGCAAUGGCGACGCUGUUUCGCCGCGCGCUCGCACUGCACACAGGAGCCACAACACACACCAUCUUGACUCUGAUACUGCUGGGAAGAAGCUAUUGAAGGGUUCAGAGGUGAUCACACGCAAUAAAGCAGAUAUGCUUUUGUAUGGUCACGUCCCAACCCAUGAGGAUUUCAAACCCGUCGUUUGCGAUGCCUGCAACAAAGUCGUUAAGCCUCAGGACGUCCUGACUCAUUACGGUAGUUGGGGAAUAGUUGAACAGUGAGUAGAGAGGAGUGUGUUCACCUCGAGCCCUCCAGAGUCAUGCAUAGCAAGAACCAGAGGAGACACUGCUCGCCCAGCAGCUCCAGGACCCCUCUGGUUCCUGUCAAGGCCAAGAUGUCGGUGGGCCAGAGCGAGGUGGAGCCCCUUCCCUUCAGGGUUCCUCGUGAUUAUCCUCACUCACGCUUCAGCAAGGCACCGCUAGCUGUCUAUCCACCCAAAGGAGCCCGGGCCAAGGCCUGCGUGUCUUUACCUGUGGUGAGUCUGGAGAAGAUGCCGUGUUUCAACCGAUCGGAGGGAGCGCACAUCAAAGUCACCUCCACGUCUCCCACGGCGGGGUCUUCUCUUUCUUUCUCCUCCACGUCUUCCUCUCCAUCUUCCGCUCCUCUCAAGUCCUCCUUGACAUCACCAGCAUCUCACAAGAACCAGGAGAAGUUCUUGAACGGUCGCGGUCCUGUGACGCCUCGCUCCACCACGCCCCCCUCGUUGAUUGACAGGCGGCCCAGCCCGUCACGGUCGCCCUUGGAGAAACGCCCCGCCCCCUCGCCGUCCCCACAGGACAGGAGACCCGCAGCCUCCACUUCUCCAUCCCUAUUGGACCGGAGACCUAUAGUCCCUCCUUCUCCACCAGACAAGAAGCAUCAGAACGGAGCCAAAGGCGGGCGACAACGGAGAGUGUCGGGGAGAGUGUUUGAUCCGAAUAAACACUGUGGGGUUUUGGACCCAGAGACAAAGCGGCCUUGCACUCGAUCUUUAACCUGCAAGACUCACUCUCUAACCCAUCGGCGAGCCGUCCCGGGACGGUGGAAAAACUUCGACAUCCUUCUAGCGGAGCAUAAGGGACGGCCGAAGGAGACGGGGCAAAAAAAGGAUGUUCAAGCAGGCAGCCAAUCAGUGCAGGUCACACAGUCACAUGACUCCGCAACCAGCCUAUCCACAAGCUGUACAAAUGCUAAGACCACGCCCACUCUUAAACCGCAGCUGGCCAAUUCACACUUACACAGAGCGUUUGGCGGCAGCAGUGCAGUCGUGUUCAGCUCUGCGCCUGUUCCUCCUCCUGAACCUGUGCUCGGCUGGCAGCAGUGCAGCGGAGACACACGUCUGUCCAGCGAUGAAGGAGAGACCGACCUCCCUGAGGAGUCUGAGAAGAUGCUGUGCCACUAUUCUCCACAGCACCCGCGUCCCAUGAGUUGCUGUGCGUUCAGCAGUCGGUUGAUGGGACGGGGGCACUACGUGUUCGACCGGCGGUGGGACCGGGUUCGGCUGGCGCUCCACUGCAUGGUGGAAAAACACGUAAACUCUCUCAUGUGGAGGAAAGUCCCCCUAGCGGUGGAGAGUAUGACUAGCCCGACUGAAGUUUCUCCCCUCGGCUCUCCGUUCGUCCCCAACCACGCACUCGCGGCUCCUCUGGACGGCGUCUCCAUGGUCUCGUACUCCACCUCUUUCUCUCAUAACGGCUCUGGGGUUUUCUGCAUCCGGGACCCCGGUCCCAGACCGCAGCGGAAUAAACCGGCCAAGCCGUCUAAAGCCUCAGGGGACGGAGCGGGACCUAAAAAGCGGAAAGCACCUCCGGCCUCUGAGUCACGAAAGAGCGGGAGCAGCGGGAACAGCUACCAUCUGCCAUCUGCGCACAUCAGUAACGGGACCGCGGCCCUCAGUGUGCGGGCCAAGCCACGGCCAGGGGCCCCGGGGCCGAGGGAGCAGGAUAGGUAUGGGAGCAUGGAGCUGUCCCUCCCGCAGGCGCUCACCGGGGAUCACGGGGGCGUCUCGUCCCACAGUCCACUGCCCUACGGAUCCUCCGAUGGGAGGAAGAGAAAGAGCUCUGGAUCGAGCACCAGCAGAAGCACCAAAUCCACAGCACUGGACGGGAUCUUCAGGAAGAGCAGCAGCGGUUUGCUGUCGUCUGUCGCCGAGUCGCCCCACAGCGCCCUCCACAGACAGCCUAAGGUCCCUCACUGAUGCAGUGUGAGUUUGAGAAGAGCUUGGGACGUCCUGUGAGGUCCUGCCUUGAUCCCACCACUGCCUCUACGGUUGAGUCGCGUCCUCCUUUCCUACAGCUUCUUCCAUUCAGUUCCCAUUAGGAAUAAAUGCUUCAUCUGCCAGUUUAUCAAAGAAUGAUUUCUCACGUUUCCUCUCAUGCAGAUUCAGAUUUUGAUUUGACCAGUACACAACACAUUUCAGACAUUCAGCGAUAUGGAGUUUUCUUUUUUUCUUUUGACGUAGAUGGGGACAACAUGAAGGAAAACCCUUCAGACUCAACCGUGUCGAUCUAAAGUGCACUUAAUUUCAAGUCUGAGGAGGGGAAAAAACGUUUCAAACAAGGGAAUAUUUUACAGACGCUUUUUCAGCAAGCUGUAUUUUUCUAAAUUGGAUGAAUUCAGGUUAUUGAGUUUUCGUUUUUGACACACAAG